This is a messenger RNA of Colletotrichum chrysophilum, 1725 nucleotides long. RefSeq lists its product as uncharacterized. The record is from RefSeq and is a predicted model, not a curated record. The transcript has 3 exons. Lineage: Eukaryota; Fungi; Ascomycota; Sordariomycetes; Glomerellales; Glomerellaceae. Gene Ontology annotation, biological process: transmembrane transport. Bases 1 to 1725 code for a protein of 574 amino acids. Gene Ontology annotation, molecular function: transmembrane transporter activity.
AUGGCGAAGCCAACCGACGACGCUGUCGUCGUCGGUAGUACCGAGAAGCCUGCCCCCAGAUCAUCAGAUGGCAGCCAGGUUUCCGAUGAGCCCGAGCCUAAGCUUCACGCGAAGACUUUCCUGGCUGUUUUUGCAGUGGCUUUGAUCUACUUCGCGCAACUAUUCAGUCUUAUUGGCGCCGGUGCUCAAGGCCAAACCAUCGCGGGUCACUUUGGUGCCACAGAUAAGACGAGUUGGCUCUCGGCAGUUAUCACCAUCAUGACCGUUGUUCUCGGACCCAUUUUCUCACAAGCAGCGGAUUACUGGGGUCGUAAAUGGUUCAUCGUCAUCCCGACUUUCUUCGGCGCGAUUGGCUCUAUUGUCGUCGCCCGCUCAACGAGUAUCGAGAUGUGCAUUGCUGGGUUCUGCAUCAUCGGCGUGGCCUUUGGCGCCCAGCCUCUGCUUCAUACAGUAUCUUCAGAGGUACUGCCUCGCAAGUGGCGCGCGUAUGGACAGGCAUCCGACAUGAUCUCAAAUGGUCUCGGUAGCAUUCUCGGUCUACUGGUGGGCGGUGCCUUCAACAGAACCAACAACCCGGCAUCUGAUGGGUUCCGAUCCUACUUCUACAUGGCUUUGGCUCUAUACGCCGUGUCUGCCAUCCUAUGUAUUGCCGUCUACAAUCCCCCUCCCCGCCCUCUUCAGAAGAGUCUCACUUUGACGGAGAAGCUUGCAAAGUUGGAUUGGGUUGGCUACUUCUUCUUAGCUUCCGGCCUUGUACUGUUUUGCUUGGGUCUGUCGUGGUCCAAGAACCCCUACGAAUGGUCCGAUCCCCACGUCUCUGCGACCUUCGCCGUGGGCGUUGCUCUCGCUCUGAUGAUGGUUGUCUACGAGAUCUGGUUCAAGAAAGACGGCAUGUUCCAUCACGGUCUCUUCACCAAGAACCGCAACUUUUCCAUCGUCAUGUUUUGCGUGUUUGCGGAAGGAGUUGCUUUCUUUGCUGCCAACACCUACUUUGCCUUCCAGGUUAGCGUUCUGUAUGAGACCGAUGCGGUCCUCGUCGGCACCCGCUACGCUCUGAUGUCUAUCGCAUCUAUGAUCGGCUCAGUCCUUUGCGGCUGGUACUGCGCGAGAACUCAUCGCCUGCGCUGGGUGACUGUUGGCGCCUUCAUUAUCUUCGUCGUCUUUUUCGCCUGCAUGGCGACCACGAACCAAGGCUCCAGCAAUCCCGUCUGGUUCUACCCCGUCCUCCUUGGUUUCGCCCUCGGCAUGACCCUGACUACUCUGAUCACCGCCGCUCAGCUUUGCAUCCCGCCCGAGUUAAUCGCCAUCGCCAGUGGUCUCAUCAUCAGCGUUCGAUCCCUUGGUGGCACGAUCGGAAUUGCCAUUUACAAUGUCAUCUUCAACGAUAGCAUGAGUCACAUGCCUGAGAACAUCGCGAAGGCUGUGAUACCCUCCGGAUUUAACCCGGAGAACUUGGGCAUGCUCAUCGGUGGUCUUACCGCUCACGACAACGAGAUUCUCGGCAGUAUUCCAGGCAUCACUCCCACAAUCAUUGAGAAGGCAGCAAACGCUCUGCUCAGCACUUAUGUGUCUUCGUUCCAGAAAGUCUGGAUCGCUGCAGCUUGCUUUGUUGCUCUCGCUGUCAUUGCUGCUGCUUUCCUUUUUGAUCCCAAGAAGGAGUUUAACAACCAUAUUGAUGCACCCCUAGAGAAGGAGGAAGCUAGCGUGUACAGUGUCAGCGCAUGA